AUGACGUCGUCAAGAGUAGAGCCCGCAGUACAACAGUUGGUCAAUGCGCAUGAGUUCUUGGAGAUCAUUGAAACUGGUCAAGAUGAAAAUAAGCGCGUGCGUAUUAAAUGUCAAUUGACGCAGCACGAGAUGCUGCCGCGUGCUGAUCUAAUUGCGACGCAUCUCAAGUCCAAGAAGUUUCUCAAAGCUAGGGACUGGUAUUGUCACGAUUACUCACAGUAUGAGCCAUACAUUGUACCACAUCGCAGACUUCCCAAGAGCUUAUAUUGCAAUGUCACGGGCACAAUUCUAAAUCGCAUUCCAUUGGAAGUGGAGAAGCACAUGCAGGGUAAACGGUACAAGCGGAUGAAACAGCACGUGAAGAUUAAAGUAACGAAAAGCCAGGAUGAAGAUGAUCACAAGAUACAGACGUGUGGAGAAUUUGAUGCAGAUGCCUUUGAGUUUGAAAACAGUCAAUUUAUAUACUCGGACGACGAGGACGAGACGCAGGAAGAUGGAGAGGAGGAGCUCGAAGGACUCAAGAUUAGCACGAAAAAACAGCAAGAAGAAGAUGAUAUGGCUGACUUGUAUCCGGAAGAUGAGUCGGAAGAGGAAGAGGUGAAUACGAAGGAUAAAGACGGUGAUGAGACAAUGGAGGAGAAGCCGAAGAAGAAGCGUCCAAUCAAGGACAGGACAGUUUCCAAGAAAACAAGACAUCGGACCAAGAAGGCGAAGGAGUUGGACUAA
Peronospora belbahrii is the source of this 726-nucleotide messenger RNA. The record is from the annotation of a GenBank genome assembly. Lineage: Eukaryota; Oomycota; Peronosporomycetes; Peronosporales; Peronosporaceae.